Messenger RNA from Myotis lucifugus (little brown bat), 4566 nucleotides. It is a transcript of the gene EAF1, whose product is annotated as ELL associated factor 1. Gene Ontology annotation, molecular function: transcription elongation factor activity. The transcript has 6 exons. Bases 10 to 1098 code for a protein of 362 amino acids. The record is from RefSeq and is a predicted model, not a curated record. NCBI's taxonomy places the organism in Eukaryota, Metazoa, Chordata, Mammalia, Chiroptera, Vespertilionidae. Gene Ontology annotation, cellular component: super elongation complex. Gene Ontology annotation, biological process: positive regulation of DNA-templated transcription; regulation of transcription elongation by RNA polymerase II.
UCUAUUGCCAUGGCACCGCCUCCGCCACUUCCGCCACGAACCCGGAAGUACCUCCCCGACGCAGGAAGUCCCUUGGCCUUGCUUCCGCAGAGGCUUCCCCCAACCCGACGCGGAGGAGACUUGCUUCCGGCCCCGGGUGGGCGCCGGUUGGAAUCGCGGUGCGCUGCGGAGCGGUGUCUCGGGAGCACCGCUCUCCAGGACGCCGGCGCCGGAAGCUCGUACGGUGGCCGCGCCGGCAGAGCGCCGGUCCGGGCGCGAGCCCCGUGCGGGGCCAUGAACGGGACCGCGAACCCGCUGCUGGACCGCGAGGAACACUGCCUGCGGCUCGGGGAGAGCUUCGAAAAGCGACCGCGAGCCUCCUUCCACACCAUUCGCUAUGAUUUUAAGCCAGCAUCUAUAGACACCUCCUGUGAAGGAGAGCUUCAGGUUGGCAAAGGAGAUGAAGUCACAAUUACACUGCCACAUAUCCCUGGAUCCACACCACCAAUGACUGUGUUCAAGGGGAACAAACGGCCUUAUCAGAAAGACUGUGUGCUUAUUAUUAAUCAUGACACUGGUGAAUAUGUGCUGGAAAAACUCAGUAGCAGCAUUCAGGUCAAGAAAACAAGGGCUGAGGGGAGCAGUAAAAUCCAAGCCCGAAUGGAACAGCAGCCCACUCGUCCCCCACAGCCAACACAGCCAUCACAGCCAUCACAGCCGCCUCCGCCCCCACCACCUAUGCCAUUCAGAGCUCCAACAAAGCCUCCAGUUGGACCCAAAACUUCGCCCUUGAAAGAUAACCCUUCACCUGAACCUCAGCUGGAUGACAUCAAAAGAGAGCUGAGGGCUGAAGUGGACAUUAUUGAGCAGAUGAGCAGCAGCAGUGGGAGCAGUUCCUCAGACUCUGAGAGCUCCUCGGGAAGCGAUGACGACAGCUCCAGCAGCGGAGGCGAGGACAACGGCCCUACCUCUCCUCCCCAGCCUGCACACCAGCAGCCCUACAACAGCAGGCCGGCCCUUGUCAAUGGAACCGGCCGGCCACAGGGGAGCAACCAGCUCAUGAACACCCUCAGAAAUGACUUGCAGUUGAGUGAAUCUGGGAGUGACAGUGAUGACUAGAGCUGGAUCUUUCUAAAUCAACUUUUUGGUGCACAAAUAUACUGCAAGACCGGCUACUUUUGCAUGGAAUCCAUUGACAAGAGAAAAUGCUGUGGAUCAGUGACUGUAGUAGAAAUUCGAGGCCCUAAAGCUCUCAGAUAUUCAAGUCUUUAACUUAAUGGUGAUGGGUGACUUUCUUGUGUAAUUAUUUGAACAAUCUCAUGUUUCAAGGUUUAAGUAGAUCGAUAGAAGAACUAACAAUUAUGUUUCUAUCUGGUUGAAAAACAGGCAAAUGUGGCCUGGUCUAGGUUACUCAAAGGCCAUAUCUUCACCAGGCUAGUGAUUCUGUUUUAAACCCUGGCAGCCACCAGUGUGGCCAAGUGGUCUGCACCAGUGAAAUGAGAAACAGUCUUUGAGGGAUAGGAGAGAAGGGGAAACCUCAGACUGCCACAUAGAAGUAUGUUAAAACCACUUGAAAUGCGGAAACAAAGUGGUAAGAAAGUUUUGUGUGACAGCCUGGCAAGCCUGUGAAGAAACGGACUUCAAGGUGGAGUCCUCAGGUGUCAGCUGGGCGGGACCCUAGAGCCCUGGCAGUUCAACCCCCUCAUUUACAAAUAAGGAAAGGGAAGCACUCAGCUGGUUUAGCCUCCUGCCCCCAGUCCAGGCUUUUCCCACUGUUCCCUCCCUUGAGUCUCAUUUGUUAGAACCAGAGGUUCUCAUAUGUGAGACUUACAGAUGUACAUAGGAAUUUGUAGUGGAUUCCAAAAGACAAGUGUUGUGUACUUCUAGCUCAAAUUCAGAUCCAGACAGUCCCUAAAUGCAGGAGGCUUGGUUAGCAGAUUAAACCAGCAGCCACUGUACUGACACAUGACCCAGUUAAUUUGGGGCUUUUACUUCUGAGUAGAUCCAUAUUAAGUGUUCCUCAUUCAGGGGAUUGUAGUGGGGGAGGCAGGAGUAGAAGAGAGGUGUAGUGAGGAAACCUUUUUUUUUUAUAUAUAUAUAUAUAUUUUUUAUUGAUUUUUUACAGAGAGGAAGGGAGAGAGAUAGAGAGCCAGAAACAUCGAUGAGAGAGAAACAUCGAUCAGCUUCCUCCUGCACACCUCCCACUAGGGAUGUGCGCGCAACCAAGGUUACAUGCCCUUGACCGGAAUCGAACCUGGGACCUCUCAGUCCGCAGGCCGACGCUCCAUCCACUGAGCCAAACCGGUCUCGGCAUGGAAACCUUUCUAAACAAAUGAACCAGCAGCAGGUUUUCAGAAACCAGAAUCUAAAUAGGAGUUCUGCAAUAUGAAAUGAGCACAUUCUUUUGAUAAGGUGUCUCUGUUCGUGCUUUUGUACCACUGUUUGUGCCUGAUUGCCAGACUGAUUUGUAGUUUUUAUAUACAGGUAGAAGAAAGUCACAAGGUUGCCUUCUGCAGUGUGCAGUUUCCAAGUGAAUCUGUUGUUGAGGAAACUGGUCACUAGUAAAUGUUUCAUAUUGAGUGAAUGUGCGAUAAAUUGUCCCAUAAUUAGUUUGCAGUGUCCCAUUUCUGUAAUUUGAAUGAAUAUGUCCGGAGAAAUUUCCAUCUACUUUGGUUUAGCAGGUUAUCAGUAACAUUAAAUAUGAUUUUCCUUCCUGGGAUCCCUCCACUCAGAUGGCCUCUCCUUCCCCAGCUAGGGGAGGGAUGCAAUCUUGACCUAGAAGGGAAUUAGAUGAUCCAAGGUGGUGACCAUGGUUAGAGUUGAGCCUUAUGGGUCCCCUGUUUUAACUGCAUAGUGAUCCCAGUGAGCUGGAGAUGUGGACCAGCAGUCACUGUCCAACAGCACGCUCAUACCAUUCUACCAAGUGUAGGUAAUAGGUCCACACUUGUACCCUGUGGUGGGUUCUCAGCCCAUCAGGAGGUGUCAGUGGGUUUAAUGGCAUGUAGGAACUUAUUUAUAAUGAAUUGGUAAUUGUUUUAUAUGUCCUUAGUAAUGACAGCUCAGGGAGGGCGAAGGUCAUGAUUGGGAGACAUGAAUUGUUACUGGAUGUAGGAAUGUUUCACUGCUCUUGACUUCCUCAAGCUGGGGCAGGUUUCAGGAACUUGAACUAAAAAUAUCUAUUUAAGCCCCCCCCCCCCCCGAAGUCUUCACAUACAUAGACAGAACUAUGGUUUGGGCAUGUCAGAUAAAGAUGUUUGUUCUAUAGGAAAUGCUUGCAUGUGGCGCUGGGUUGGCGAGUCAAGCUUUCUGAGCUUCAGGCUCUCCUGUCACCCAUCGUCCCGACACGCAUGGUCAAUCUCUAGCCUGGCUCCAGUUUGGUUCUCUGCACAAAGCCCUCGGUGAUUCCCUCCCCCGCCCUCCAGCUUUACCCACCACAGUAAAGAAUCUUUUGUUUUUGGAAAUAAAAAAAUUGGCCUUACAGACUACUCACGAGUACCCUCAUGCCAGGCAAACUGGUCUUGUUCUUCCUGCCUCUGUGCCUUCUCAGUCUCUCCUCCUCCUCUUCCCCAAACCUGACUCCUGAGGUGCCAUCUCCUACAGGUGCCAUUUUCAUGGACCUUUCCUCUGUUCUUUUCAACCAGCUGGAGUGCUGGGUCCAUACUGACUUCCUUGCUCGAGCUCUGCUUAGUGUGAACUCCUUAAAGGCAGGGACCGUCAUUCUCAUCUCCAUCCUCUGGGACGUCCACAGGCAUAGACAGUCAGAUGCUUAUAGCUGGUGGGGAGGAGGCAGAGAGAACCAACAAGUACAGUAGAAAGGGUAGAUAUAGAGAAAACAUUCCAGGCAUUUGGAGAAAGCUGAAAACUAUCCAUGCUGAUUUUCAUCAUUUUGAAGUUUCUAACUGAAUUGUUAAAAUUACCUUCUCUUUGUUCGAUGUCUACCGUACUGUGGGUCAUUAGGUAAGGUGUAAAGACUUAAGUCCGAAUUAUCUGAGGAGCCACAGUAAAGACAUGAUUUGGAAAAACUUAAUACAGAGAAACUAGAUAUUUGUAAUGAUGCCACUCAUUAACCAUUUUAUUUCUGUAGCAGGAUCAUUCUUUCUAUGUGUGGUAUUAUAUGUAUGUGCUUCAGUAGUGGGAAAACUUGAAAUUCCAAAAUCCUUCCCUAUUCAAGAGGCUGGUUAAGUAGGAAUUGCGUGGGUGUGUGUAUGUGUGAUGUAUUUAUUACAUUAUUUUGAAAGAGUAAUACUAUGGUAUGUGGAUAUAUAUUAAGUACAGCCAAAUUGGACAUUUCCAUUUGGCAAGGAAGGUAGGAUUUCUGAAACUCAGGCCUUAACCAGUAGGUUGGAAGACAAGACCAAUUGAAGCUUUAUGAAAUGUGUGUUUUUGUUGCUCCUGUUAUUUCUGUCUUGGGUUUGUUGUCUCAUUCUUUAAUGUUUUUAAAAUUUUGUGCUUAAAAGUUUAUUUUGCUUAAUUAUGAAGUAGACGUGCAUGUUUACAUUUAUGUAAAAUAUUUGCUGUGUAAAGUUUUGUUGUUGUUUAUUCUCUUAAAAGAUCACUAUAUUUAAGUAAAAAUGAAGGUCAGCAAUA